Molecule: messenger RNA, 964 nt
Organism: Rubroshorea leprosula
Lineage: Eukaryota; Viridiplantae; Streptophyta; Magnoliopsida; Malvales; Dipterocarpaceae
Source: the annotation of a GenBank genome assembly
CCUUUCACGCACCUCCUCAAAGAGAAAGACGUCUCCGGCGGAUUACCUCGGAAUCAAAAUUCAGUGAAGAAACCCCUUUCGCCGGUUUGCCUCAGAUACAUUUUCUCCUGUGAUUAACCGGCCAAGUUAGAAGCUUCCGCCAUGGAUACUGUUAGUCAGUUGCAGAGACAGUUCGUUGACCACACAACAUCGCUCUAUCGUGAGGGAUUUGUGGACGAUCAGUUUACUCAGCUUCAAAAGCUGCAAGAUGAAAACAGUCCUGACUUUGUAGUUGAGGUUGUUACUCUCUUCUUUGAUGAUUGUGAGAAGCUUAUUAACAACAUGGCCAGAGCUCUAGAACAGCAACAGGAGGUGGAUUUCAAACAGGUAGACGCUAGUGUCCAUCAACUCAAGGGUAGCAGUUCUAGCAUAGGUGCAAUGAGAGUUAAAAACGUGUGCGUUACCUUUAGAACUUUUUGUGAGGCCCAGAACCGUGAAGGGUGUUUGAGGUGUCUGCAACAGGUGAAUCGUGAAUACUCUCUACUGAAGAAUAAGCUUCAAACUUUAUUCAGGCUGGAGCAACAGAUUGUUGCAGCAGGUGGAACAAUUCCUGCAGUCGAAUGAAAGACAGUGAAUUGUCCUCUUUGUAAACGAGGGGAGGCUGAAUGCCUUUUAGAAAAACAAAGGGAGACUGAACAGCAGAUGUCGAGGAUUUUGAAUCCUCUUAUUAGAUUUUUGUAGUUCUUGAUGACUUAAUAUUGAAUAAGCAUUUUGCCCCACUGCUAGGGAAGCUCAUAAUUCCUUUUCUCUAGUUGUCCCGCGUUGUGCUUAAGUUUUGUUCUGUCAAUCUUAUCAAAGACUAUCCAACCGUGUGGAUGAAUGGCUAUGGUUAUGGCAGAUUAUAAAUCUUGAUAAAUGAGUAUUGAUAAUCGAUUUUGGUGUAUGGAUGUCAAAAUUCAAAGCUUCAUAAACGUGACUGUUUUCU